UGUUGUCGAUUUUAUUUUAGCGCUGCGUAAAUUAUUCGUGAAAUGCGCUAAUAAACAGCCCCAAUGUAAAUAAAAACGUGAGAAAAUGAUAACUUUCGGCUCCGGGAAUAGUUCGGGCGCUCUGGAGGACACAGGUGAAGUGAGAAGCAUUUGUGAGAGCAUUGGAAGCGAUGGCUCUAGUGCAACUGUGCAGGCUGGGGCCGCCAACCAGAGGCCCCGGAUGGAUAUUGCUUGUGUUCUUGACGUGAAUCAAUCAACAAAUCUUUCACACAGAAGAAGAGCACUUGAAGAAGUGCGUCUAGCUUCUGACCUUGUGAAUGCUAACCUGCACCAUAUUCAUUUUGAGAAACUUGACUUUGGCGAGACAAGCGUCCUCGACACAUUCUACAAUGCGGACGUUGCGCUGGUGGACCUCAGUCUGCAAGUGCAACAGAGCUCGUUGCUGUACCAUCUGGGAGUGCGCGAGAGUUUUGACAUGAAGGAAAAUGUCCUGUUAUUCAAUGACAUUGAUCCAGACUCCACAUUGCGGCUAAAGAUGUCGCUGCCCAACUUCUUGUUUGUGUCGUACAAGUUGACCGACGCCGGCACUUGCGUGACGACCAAUCCCGCGGCGGCUAAGUUCAAAGGCGAAGAGUCGGCCGACCCAAAGCAACAUCUGACGUUGAGGCUGAGAAACAUACUGCAAGAUGUCGAAGUUCAAACUAAAGCCCAUCUCCAAGAGAAAUUCCUGUCCGAUCUUCGCAAAGCACGCGAGAUAUACAGCGGGCAAGAACUAUCUAACGUCUUACACGCUAUGCGUCGACGCCUAGACGACCCGGCCGUGCUAUCCGGGGAUACGAUACUGAACAUGUUGAUAUCCUACCGGGAGAUACAGGAUUACGAUGCGAUUGUACAAGUCGUGGACGAUCUGAAAACGAUUAUGAACAGGAAGAAUUAUGUGAACAUGCCUAUAAUUAGGUUCAUGUACGCGUUCGCUAUGAAUAGGCGGAACAAAGAAGGCGACAGAGAAAACGCAUUGAAAGUAUGCGUCAAGGCGUUAGAGAAGAAGGAAAAUCGGUUCCCAGACAUGCUGUGUCUGUGUGGACGUAUCUACAAAGAUAAAUUCGUUGAAUCUCAACAUCUAGACACGGAAAGCUUACAGAAUGCUAUACAUUGGUACAGACAAGGUUUUGAAGUGCAGCCAAAUGAAUAUGCAGGCAUUAAUUUGGCGACACUAUUAGUUAUAGCUGGGAACGACUUCAAAAAUUCACAAGAGCUGCAGCAUAUAGGUAUGGUCCUAAACCAUCUAAUAGGCAAGAAGGGCAGUCUAUCCUCACUGAAAGACUACUGGGAUGUGGCCACCUUCUUCGAGAUAUCAGUUCUAGCUCAGGACUACGUGAAAGCAAUACAGGCUGCCGAGGUUAUGUUCAAAUUGAAACCACCGAACUGGUAUUUGAAAUCCACGAUAGGGAACAUCGAGCUGAUUGACCGGUUUAGAAAAAAGAGCGAAGAGACAUCCCCAGAACAGCAAGUGUUUUCAUUUUGGAUGGAAUUCUUCGUGGAGGCAACAAAAAGUUGUAGCGAGAACAUCAUCAGGUUUCCUGUGCUAAUAUUAGAAACGACUAAGGAAUACAUACCAUCGUACGUGAACGUCAAUAUGGGCGCCGAAGAGAAGUCGGUGGAGAUUCUGAACCUCUGCAUGGAUUCUAUGAGAGGCACCUGUCGACAGGUGCACCGGUGGCUGUUCACCUCUGACAUGAUCAGGACUUACAGUUUAUACAAACGCGACGAGCGAUGCCUCUUCCUAUACGUGAGCGAGAACUCAGACGACUUCCAAAUAUUCCUCCCUUCCGAAGGGUGCAGGCAGCGACUUCACGAUUUGUUGGGGGAAAUGACCGCCGACCACGAGAAAGUCACCGAUUUGGACACCAGUGUCAUGCAGGAUCAGUUGAAGUUCGAAUACGAGUUGGACGAUUGCAACAAACGCGUGGUGCUUGGUAAAGGCACGUACGGCGUUGUAUACGCGGCCAGAGAUCUAAAUACACAAGUCCGCAUAGCAGUCAAGGAGAUUCCUGAGAAGAAUCUGGGCGAUGUCCAGCCUUUACAUGAGGAAAUCAUGCUGCAUUCACAGCUGAGGCACAGGAAUAUCGUUCAGUACCUUGGAUCAAUCUCUGAGAAUAACUACUUCAAGAUUUUCAUGGAGCAAGUGCCUGGAGGUUCUUUGUCUGCUCUUUUAAGGUCCAAAUGGGGUCCGUUGAAAGAAAACGAAGCCACAAUCGCUUAUUAUACCAAACAGAUCCUUGAAGGUCUAAAAUACCUCCACGACCAGAAAAUCGUCCACCGCGAUAUAAAAGGCGACAAUGUUCUCGUGAACACAUACAGUGGUGUGGUGAAGAUAUCCGACUUCGGGACGUCAAAGCGACUGGCCGGGCUGUGCCCUUCGACUGAAACAUUCGCGGGGACAUUGCAAUAUAUGGCCCCGGAGGUCAUAGAUAAAGGGCAGAGGGGAUACGGAGCGCCUGCUGACAUUUGGUCUUUGGGAUGCACCGUAGUAGAAAUGGCAACAGGCAACCCACCGUUCAUCGAAUUAGGAUCACCACAGGCGGCGUUGUUUAAGGUCGGAUACUAUAAAACGCAUCCAGAGAUUCCAAAUGAGCUGUCGCAGAGAGCGAAAAGUUUCAUCUUACGCUGUUUCAUACCUGAACCGGAGCAACGAGCCACAGCUGCUGAAUUGCUUGAAGACCCAUUUUUGUGCGAAAAGAAGAAGCAACCCAGUCGUCUCGGCAGUAGCAUGGACUACAGCCGGAGUAUAUCCGUCCCCGCCGACAAAGCCAGACCCCAGCUAGCUCAGAAGAAGAUAUCUGAACCUUCUUUACCUGGAAACCUGCCUAGCUCGCCUGAGAUUGAGGUGAAAACGAUCCGGUCUAACCCGACGAUUACACGGACGGCUUCGUCGAUGCUCUCACCGAUACUGAUAUACCCACCGGACUUGUCUACUAGCAGUACUAUGCCAAAUACUCCGUCCACCGAUGAGAUGGAUAGUAGCGAUACUAUCCUCAACAGGCGGAGUUCUUCGGGAGGUCUGCUGUCACCUGAGGUGGACAUGACAAGCGUACCUCGUUCAUCAAUAGAUGUAGAGCACGAUGGAUUUUAUCUGUUGAAAAAAGACUCGCAACGCCGUCUCACUCUUUCACGAGUGUUGGAGCAGGACAGUGAAAAAAUCUGCUCAAAAUGGAUGUUGAGUGUACAACAGGACUUUGGUAACACUCUUCUUACGAUGCAUCACCUAGAAACCCUCCGCCUAGCGCUCAAAGACUACAUAAUGGACCAGAACAGAAGCGUCAUAGAACAAGCCAUCACAACCUUGAAGGAGGAACUAGACUUCGACUCCAAGGCCAUAAACGAGCUUCAUGCCGCCAUCUAUAUGUUCCAAGAGGCAGUUAAUGCAGUACUGAGGAUGCACAGCAUAAAGCCCCAUUGGAUGUUUGCGCUGGAUAAUUUAGUGAGGAAUGCUGUGCAAGCCGCCAUUACUGUGUUGUCGCCAGAGCUAGGCGCCAACUUGGCGGGACAAGAGUCUCGGCGCGGCGCCAACAGCGGCUGCGCGGCGGCCGACGUGGCCACUCCUUCAGCCGUGUCCACCGCCAACUCCAGGGACCACCAGCUGCACCAGCUCCGCCAGGAGAACCACAAGUUACACCAAGAGCUGAUAGACAGCUAUCAGCAGUACCAGGCGUUGCUUAGACAAAUACUUGAAGAGCAGCGAAUGCAGACUCAAGUUAUGCGAGAUCUCGUGGACAGGAGGCCGAGUGAGAGCCCCCAAGAGACAGACGAGGAACAGUACAGCAUCCUCCGCGAGUGGGCGUGCCCUAGAGGCGUGCCCGACUCGGCGGCGCGCGCGCUCGCGGCGCACGAGUACACGCUCGGCGACCUGCUGGCGCACGCGCGGAGGGAGGACAUCGCCCGGCUCCAGCUCAAAGGCGGCGUAGAACUGCGAUUAUGGCGGGCCAUCCUCGACCACCGUCUACAAUCCACCACGAACCACCUGCGUCGCGCUAGCAGCACCGAAACCGAUAUGGACACCAACUCUAUCGUCGUAGUCGAGUGCAACCAAUGCAAGACUACCCGCAGAACCACUUCAAACAACUCCUCCUGUUCUAACAACCCUACGAUUGUGAUUAGGGAUCAGGUUAACGGCGAAGAUGACGUCACAGAGCUGGUGCCGGCAAAUGGAGACAGCCCUUGACUAUUGCGCGGGUGGUGCACUCUGCAGUAAGGCCAAGGACACACCAGUGUUAGGAUCUACGUAAAGGUUUACUGAAAUCAAAAAUAUAUAGGAAUUUGUUCGAUAAAGUCUAAAAUGCUGUGUUUCAUUUAUGCGAUUGCUAUGGUUAAACUGGUAUUCUUCUCACUACGUGACGCGUGAAAAAGCCGCAGACAUGAUACCUUUUUUUGUAAUUAAUGGGGAUGUGGAUACCACCAGUUAGUAACUGUAACGUAACUGGCAGUUACAAUAACAUACUUCUUGUGAUCUGUCAAAAGUUUGCUUGUCUACGUAUUUUGAAUAAGUAAUCAUAGUAUUUCUUCUAUAAAUAAACUACACAAAGAGUUGGUGUCAAAACAAGUUGGAUAUAGCUGUUUUCUAAAAUGAUAGAGCUCGGUUUGGUGUUACCGAAACCAUGAAUGUUUGAUCCACAUCCCUAUUCUAUGAUUAGCUAUAAACUAGUUUUGAUUAAAAUUAACUAACACUGGAGUUGUGAAAAUGCAAGCAAUGGAAGCAAUAAUGUCGUAUUUACAAAAUACGUGUAACGUAUUCGCACAAAUUAACUUUUUAACACUAAUAUUUUUAUUAGUCAGAUACGCUUGUAACGGUAGUGAUAUGUCAGGUUGUUUAGAAACUAAUCACAGUUUAGGUGCUAUAUUAAAAUCUGUUUUUCGAUGUUUUUUGCUUUACGUGUUGCUAUAAUACGCUUGGCCUGUGAGUGUAUCAUCCAAACAGGUUUUAUGGGCUGACUUGGUCUUAUGAAAAAAAAAAAUUAGGACUACCGCAAUUUUUCGUAGAUAUUAGAAUAAGUUAAGGUUUUUUUAGUGAUGUUCUCGAAGCAUAGAGUUGUGUAUUCACUGUGCAAUAAUUGACGCGCAACAAGUGACGAUUAACAUGUUUCGAAACGGAUCUUUUCGUCAUUUUUUUGUUGAAAUUCAUGCGUUGUUAUGCUACGUUGCCAGCAAUCACGUGGUUCGCGACCAUUAUUGCCUUGUGUAUACACGGCUUUAGAUCUAUUGAUUGAUGCUUUUCGAUACAAAACAAUGUUGUAACGUCCUAAUAUUUUUUCCAGCAAUAAGACUAUACUCGUAUAAAAUUAAAGUCAGCACCGUUAUAAACCUUGUUGUGUAAAUAUAAUUUGUUAUUAUUAAUUUGUGAAUAUUUCGACUAGUCUAUGUAAAUAUUAAUUUGUUGGCGGAUAAGUAGUAAUCAACUACGAAUUCUCAUAUUAAAUGUUUCGAUUCUUCUGUUGAAUUUCUAUGACAAAAAAACACAAUUUAUUUAUAAGGAAUUGAAAUAGUUACUGUGAAGUCAGAUUUCUUAUAACAGGAUUUAUGCCUAGCACUUUUAUUUCUAAUGUUGUUGACAAUGUAAGUUAAAAGCAAUAAUGUUAACGUUAGCCUUGCCCAGUUAAAAAUGGUGCUAUAGAUGUGAUUGCAAAAUAAAAGUGCCUUUAUCAAUAUAGAAACCGGUUUUCUGCUGUUUACUGAAGAAUAUAACAUAUUUUUAUACAUAUUACAUUGCCCCAGUAGAUAAAUGAUCAUUGUGAAACUAAUAAUGGUUAAAAAUGUUGGUUGCUAUCAUAUUGCAAUCAAUAAAGUAAUAAAACAUAGGUUUCUUUCUUAUAGUACACAUUCAUCUAGGGAUGUUUUAAACAAGUGUGUUUUAUCCUAUCCACGAAAUAUCCUACUAUGUUCUCUUAAUAGAGUUGUUUUUUCUUAUAAUUAUUGUAUAUUUUCUGUAAGUGCCAUAACACGUACACACAAAGCCUGGGCUUGUGGAAAUCAGAACUAUUCUGUUCUUUACCUAUAACGUGAAAAGAUCUGUAUUUACGUGUAUGUUAUUAAUUAAGUAAUAAAAAUAUAAUUCACUAUCACAGUAUAAAAGUCUAUAAGAUUUCUGUUAAAAUACAUUACAUUUAUGUAUGGAACAAUUAAUUGCUAUUGCGCUAUUCGGAACACAUAUAAUAGUGAGUACGUUUUGUUGUUCAUCCGAUGUGUUUCGGUCUUAGACAGUUAUAAAACGUGUAGUCUGUAAGUUUACUUAAAAAUGUAUAAUUAAAAUGUCUAUACUUUGUUUAUUGUAUUAAACGUUUACAAACACAAAUGUUUGUUCAAUUUGACGAUAAAAUAUGUGGGUCAUGAGUAGAAUGGAACGUAAAAGAAUGUACGAAAAGAAAAAAAGAAAAAAAUUCUUCAAAAUAAGGUUUAUGCCCUUCUCGCUUACACUACGUUAUUUUAAAUUCUUUCAGCUUAUUCACUCGUAGUUCGGUCUCCUUCAUUGUCUUUACGGUCCAUUUUAUUCGUAUCUUACACAUAUUAUAUUAGGUGUGACCUAAUAAUACUCAUAACGCUGUUGAGAAGUACAAAACUAACAUAGCCUCGUAAAUGUAUGUAUAUAAAUAUUACUUAUUUACACUUUAGUAAUUAUUAACACAAGUUAUACAGCUAAAAGUUGCCGCUUUGCUUGUUAAAAAAGUGUAAAAGUGUCUUAUAUUUAAUAAUAACAUUUGUUAAAUACAUAAAAAGAGAUAAGAGGCUACAAUGACUAUAAAAAUUUAUGCUUAUAAUUACGUAGUCUUCCAUUGUUCUGUUAAAAGUGUAACUGCUGAGUUAAAUUUUAAUAUAACGUUGUGUAAAAUGUAUGUUCACUUAGACCUAAAAGUUUAGUUUAGUUAUAACGUUGUGUAGAUACUGCAACAUCACGCUAUUCAUGAACCAAAAAUUAUAAAAAAACGAUAUUAAAAUAUUUCGAAUAUAAUUUUGAGAGCAGAACAUGUCAAAAAUAUUAAUCGAAAAAUCGUGAUUUUGGUGCUAAAAUACAACCAAGUUUUUUUUGGAUCGAAAUAACAACAGAUUUUGUGCAGGGAAGAUUUUUUUUACAUUUCCAUAUUGAGGAAGUUUUCUUUUGUUGUCUGUAGUUCCUGUCACUACGUUUAUUUGGUUGUGAUUGUGACAGUGAAAAUAGUUUUUCGCUGUUUCUAAUAACAUUGAAUGUUAAUUGAAAUGGCAAAAUGUUAAUUAAAUUAGCAAGGAAUUAUCAAAUUAAAUUUCGGGGUAAAAAAGUAUGGUGUUAGAACUAAAUUGCCGUUGCCUUUUAGAGGUAAACAUUUAUCAGCAAAAAAACAAGUUUCUCAAAAACAAAAUCUCAAGUUAAUAUGAACACUUACCAUGAAGAUUUUUUAUGUAGAUACUCGUAUACAAAAACCAUUACGACAGUUAAUUAUUAUGAAGUUUUGUUUUCAAACGCAGAAAUCGUAAAUACCAUAAUCUGGUAUAUUUUUUAUUUGACUUAAAAAUAAAAUCCACCUUGAUAAAACAAGCCUAUUUUCAGUGUCGAAUAUACUAUUUAAUGCGAAUCUUUACGCAACGUAUCGAUUGUUAUGUAAUUUGUAAAGUGAGUAAGCAAUGUAAUAAGUAGCUAAUAAACAAUAAUACAACUAAUAAA
Ostrinia nubilalis (European corn borer) is the source of this 7687-nucleotide messenger RNA. RefSeq names its product mitogen-activated protein kinase kinase kinase 15 (gene Ask1). The record is from RefSeq and is a predicted model, not a curated record. Gene Ontology annotation, biological process: protein phosphorylation; MAPK cascade. The transcript has 25 exons. NCBI's taxonomy places the organism in Eukaryota, Metazoa, Arthropoda, Insecta, Lepidoptera, Crambidae. Bases 86 to 4222 code for a protein of 1378 amino acids. Gene Ontology annotation, molecular function: ATP binding; protein kinase activity.